AUGAAGCACGGCCAAUGGAGUCCAAGCCAGGAUUUUCCUAUGCGGUUGAGCUGUUUGCAGCCUUCUAGGGUAAAGCGGGGCAUCGUAGCAGAGGUAAUAGUGAUGAUGGAGGUUAUGGUGGCGCUGAUAAGCGACCUAGAUGGUCAAGAAACGACACACAAGAGACAAUUAUUCCUUCAAUUCAAAAGCGUUUCAAAGAAAUACCCAUCGAAGGAGGCUGCCGCUGCCAGUGAAGCCAACAUGGUCAUGUCGGAGAACGUCAUCAGUAGUUCCAUCGGGAAUUACGAGUCCAAGGAAGUCAUAGUCUCCCUUAUCCAACGCGACAUCAACUUCUUUCCUCCACCGGUCCCGAGCCACGAUGGCUUGCUAGAGCGUUCCUCCUUUCUGCUCGAGCGGCUCAACGGCAUCGCUCAUCAUGCCAAGGCGGAGCUAGUAAAGUUCUUGCGUGAUUGGACUCUCACCAGACAUCGUCAGACAACUCAGGGGAAGCUGCAACAGAUCAACUUUACCGCUACUAGAUGCCGACAUGACGAGAAGCAACCCAUUCGGGCGCAGCGAAACCUUAUCCCGGCAUUGAAACGCUAG
This is a messenger RNA of Fusarium vanettenii 77-13-4, 585 nucleotides long. RefSeq lists its product as uncharacterized. Bases 1 to 585 code for a protein of 194 amino acids. Lineage: Eukaryota; Fungi; Ascomycota; Sordariomycetes; Hypocreales; Nectriaceae. The transcript is spliced from 3 exons. The record is from RefSeq and is a predicted model, not a curated record.